AUGCCAGCUUCUUUAACGCAAGAGUCUUGUUAUAGUUGCUCUACCAUCUCGUCGAAAUUAUCAUCGCUCUCCAUUGCGAAUUCUAGCGCUGUCUCCAUAAAACCUCAACAGAGCAGUUAUAAACUUUCUUGUCAUCCACAAUCUCUCGUCAAUCGAUGCCAAAUAGUGGAGCAUAGCGUUUCUGACUCUGGCUUCAGUAACACUAUGGGCACUUGCGUUACUUCUUCUAUGCCCGCCACCUCCACGAUAAAGACGCGCUUCAAGGGUGUUCUUUUUCGCUUACUGUCUCGAAAGCAAGGUCGAAGAACUCAUCGUAGCACAAAUGCAGCUACAACUUUAACAACAAUAGUAUCAGCGACAACUGAACCCGCCUCUAACAGCCGUAGUAGUAGCAGUAACCACAAUAGUAUACUGUCUCAAAAGCAACAACAACAGCAGCAGCAGCAGCAGCAACAACAACAACGAUCACCGAAUGCAGAUGCCACAUUUUUACUUUCUCCGUCAAGCACUUCUACUCAACCGGCUUCUUUCUCUAAAUCUGUGCGUUCAGUUUGUUGCCUUUCAGCGCAACAGAAGCAACAUCGUCGCUUCCCUCGUAUCAGAAGCAGCAAUGUAAAUACUCAUAUUAACUCUAUUAACACUACAUUUGCAGCUGCAGCUGCAGCUAAAGCUACGUCUGUUGCUGUGGUCAAAGAAGUAGACUUGGAAAUACCUCUUACGGAUGUUACUGCACCGGCUUGUUUCCCCGGAAAGGGACCGAAUGACCUAGCUAUGAAGCAGAGACAACUGCAUCAGUUGCAGCAAAGCUCGAAACGACCCUGCGCGGAUUCAACACGACCGAGCAUCAUCCUCACAGCUGAGAGAAGCAUGAUCGUGUUAUCACAAUAUCAAAGACCUUUGUCUCAAAUGUCGCCAGUAACAUCAGCAAUAUCAAGUACACCAACUCUGCCUCGUUCAACAUCAAGCAAAAAGUGCCGGUAUUUAAUUCCCCAUCAUCACCAUCAUGCUAAAGGCUCGGUUUCAUCACAGGAAACAAAUUGUGGAGGUUUCACGUCUGUGGUGGAAAGUAGUUCCACAAGUCCUACGAGUCCAACCUUGUCCUUUUUCUCCCUUCGGUAUUCAUCCGGCUCAUUCUCUUAA
Messenger RNA from Lobosporangium transversale, 1140 nucleotides. RefSeq lists its product as hypothetical. NCBI's taxonomy places the organism in Eukaryota, Fungi, Mortierellomycota, Mortierellomycetes, Mortierellales, Mortierellaceae. The transcript has a single exon. The record is from RefSeq and is a predicted model, not a curated record. Bases 1 to 1140 code for a protein of 379 amino acids.